Messenger RNA from Fundulus heteroclitus (mummichog), 1511 nucleotides. RefSeq lists its product as uncharacterized. The transcript has 7 exons. The record is from RefSeq and is a predicted model, not a curated record. The coding region runs from base 130 to 1092 and encodes 320 amino acids. Lineage: Eukaryota; Metazoa; Chordata; Actinopteri; Cyprinodontiformes; Fundulidae.
UCGUUUCAGAACCUAAAUUUAAAUAUUUGCUUAUAAUCAAAAAUUCAAAAGGAAGAUUUGAGAUUUUUUUUUUAAUAAUAGUACUCUUGAAUCUUAAAAAUGCUUUCUUCUCUCUCUGUUUGUCAAUAAAUGCAGCAGCCCACAAUGGGAAAGCACAACUAUGGGCGUCUUGCUGCCAUAAUCGUAGCUGUUGCUGCCUUCGCAAUAAGCCUGGUGUUCAAUGGGCUGUCUGUGGUUGGAGUCGGUCCCUACACAACAACUACAGCCAAUGUGUCGGCUGUGUUUGACACGGAGCUCACUCCUUCGGGAUGGACCUUCAACAUCUGGAGCGUCAUCUACAUCUGGCUGGCGGCGAUGAUCGCCUACAUUGUUUCCGGUGUUUGUCGAACGAACAAAGGCUACGGAUACGUCUACUGCAGCCCUGCAGUGUUGCCGUAUGGAUUCUUCAUCAGCUGGUGUCUCAACCAGGGAUUUAAUAUUUCUUGGCUUCUUGUUUGGGACAGAGGGCUGAUGAUUCCUGCACUCAUUUUCCUCAUCCUGAUCAUCUGCACAAACUAUUCCAUGGUUGGUUUCAUCUGUCACGGGCUUCACAUUUACGGACCCUGGCUGAAUGAGAACAGCAAAAAAGAUCUUUGGCUCAUUCGUGUGUUGGUUCUGAAUGGUGUGAUGAUAUACACCUCAUGGACAACCAUUGCAACGCUCCUCAACCUGACAAUCGUGCUGAGAUAUGAAGCCAACAUGUCCUCGGCAGACUCAGCCACCCUCUCAUAUUCUCUUUUGACUGUGGUGCUGCUCGCAUGGUUUGUUGUGGAAAACUUCGUCCUGGACACGCAUCUGCGGUACAUUUUCAUUCCCUACGUUGUGGUAAUCUGGGCUCUGUCUGGAAACCUGGACAAGAAUUAUGACGCCUCCUCACCCAGCCGUAAUGGCAUCUUCAUUGCCAUCCUGCUGUCUGUAGCCUGUGCGCUGUUCGCCAUCCGGAUUGUUUUAGUGGUUUGGAGACACUUGAAGCAGCCGCUCUAUGAAAACAGCAAUAACGAAGCCUUGGAAUUAUCAGAAAUUGCUGGGAAGCAGAGAAAGAUAUUUCGCUGACAUUUCUUGUGGAGUGUAACAAGCAGAUAAAGCUGUUUUUUUUUCUAUUUAAACUAUAUAUUUUUGUGUACAUCCUGGCACAUUAACAUGCACUUCUGUAUAAUUUUACUGCUAUUCAGUCUUGACUGUCUGAUGUAUGAAACUAUUAUUGUUGUAAAAAUCUAAAAUCUAGACAAGACUUGGAAACACAUGUGACUACACUGUACUGUAUCAGUCUAGACAGGACAUAGGUUGUAAUUCAUUAUCUUUUAAACAUUUGUAUAUUUAAAACAUUUUCUCUGAUGCCUUUUAUUUUGUAUUAAAUUAAAAACCUACAUUUCAAAACCAGUUUUUGUCAUCUUUAGACAUUUAGGAUGUAUAAAAAUUUAACUACGAUAAUUUGCUCAGAGUGAAGAAAAAAACCCAGAUUACAUUAUAUG